Messenger RNA from Aspergillus chevalieri, 993 nucleotides. RefSeq lists its product as uncharacterized. Bases 1 to 993 code for a protein of 330 amino acids. Gene Ontology annotation, molecular function: oxidoreductase activity. The record is from RefSeq and is a predicted model, not a curated record. The transcript is spliced from 4 exons. Lineage: Eukaryota; Fungi; Ascomycota; Eurotiomycetes; Eurotiales; Aspergillaceae.
AUGACAUCCCAAAUCCCAUCUCCAAAACCCCAUCAAGUACUCAUCCGCAUCAAAGCAGCCGGCUUCUGCCACACAGACCUUUUGGCGCUGAACGGCGAGUUCGGCACGAAACUCCCGUUUAUCGGGUCCCAUGAGCCGGCAGGGGUUGUUGUGGAUGUUGGAGCUGAUGUGAGGAGGUUUGAGAAGGGGGAUCGUGUGGGGUGUAUUAAUUUUGAUAGUGUUUGCGGCAAAUGCCCAGACUGCAAAGCAGGUCUGCCCAUAUAUUGCGACGCACCGUUAAUGAAAGGUAUAACGACUAAUGGCGCUUGGGCGAAGUAUAUGGUUGCCGACGCCCGUUUCAUGAUCAAACUCCCCGACGACAUGGACUUCAAAACCGCUGCUCCGCUGAUGUGCGCGGGUAUCAGUAUCUACGGGGGUAUUGUACGUGCCAAGGUACCCAAGGGCGGCUCAAUUGGUAUCGUGGGAAUCGGUGGAUUAGGACAUAUCGGGACGCAGGUUGCUAAGUGCAUGGGCUACAAAGUCGCAGCAAUUGACAUUAAACAACCAGCCCUCAACUGCGUAGCAUCCUACGCUCACAAACCCGACGCUCUAAUCCUCUCCAGCGAUCCAGUCGAAACCUCACUCUCCAAAAUAAACACCAUAACCAGCAAUGAAUACGGCUACGAAGGCCUCGACGCCACAGUCCUAGCAACAGACCACUCGGCCGCCUUUGAAGCUGCCGCAGCACUUACCCGCAAACACGGGACGAUGGUGCUGCUAGGACAGCCUGAGAAAGGGAUUACAAUGUCGUAUCUCACUACGAUAUACAAGGAUAUCAAGUUGGUUGGGUCGUUGGUUGCGGAUACGCAGCAGGCGGAGGAACUGGUGAGCUUGGUACAUGAGAAUGGGUUGCAUGUGGAUGUUAAAGAGUGGAAGAUGGAGGAAGCAGAGGAGAUGAGACAGGCGUAUUUGAAUGGUACGACAAGUGGGAAGAAUGUUAUUGUUAUUGACUAG